Messenger RNA from Lytechinus pictus (painted urchin), 2608 nucleotides. RefSeq lists its product as uncharacterized. NCBI's taxonomy places the organism in Eukaryota, Metazoa, Echinodermata, Echinoidea, Temnopleuroida, Toxopneustidae. The record is from RefSeq and is a predicted model, not a curated record. The transcript has 3 exons. Bases 668 to 1483 code for a protein of 271 amino acids.
CAGGUGUUCUGUUUAGCUACGCAGUUCAACUUGAGUAAUAACACAACAUAGACAUCAUCAUACAUACAUGGAGAGUGCUGUUUAAAGCUCUGUGCCCUUCCUUCAUCUGGUAAUCUGCAUUUGAUACCGUUAUGCCUCUGAGAGCAUCUGCAUGAAUAGAAAUCUGGGUGUGUGGAAGUUGGAUUUGGGACCCGUUAUAUAAAGGUGCACACUUCAGUUGGAAAACCUUCAUUGCAGACCUGUCCAGGAUAGAUGCGAUGCCAUGAGAACACCCUCACCUAGUUAAACCCUACCACCUACCAUCCGGACCCUCUGAAUAAUUGAGCGAUCCCAUCUUUCGCUUGAAUAGUUUCCUCGUCACCUCAAGAUAGCCAAAACACUUGUGGAUGCAUUCAUUUCUCGUGAGGUUUUCGAUAUUGCUAAUGGAUCUUCCAGUAAGCUACCAGCAGUAGAGUAUGAAACAACAUGAGACAGACUCAAAAUGGUUGUAAUCUCCUACGGGACAACACAAAAUGAGCAUUGAUGGAUUAAAAAUCGCAACUUACACGGCUUCCAUCGUCUGAAGGAAAAAUUAUCAUAUAGUCACUGGAUUGUGUGUUAUUGAAGAGAAAUAAGCGAAUUAGCGACUGAAGAGUUUAGGGGACAAAAAAGCGGUGACCGGAUCACGAUGAGCGACGCCAUGGAUGACACUCACGCAGACGAGGAUAAACCAAUCUUGCUUGAUUCACCGAGCGAUACGACAACGACUCCGAGCAGCGACCAAUCACGUGAGGUGACGUAUGAGAUCCUCAUGCCAAACGAAAAUGAGAGGAGACACAUGGAACAGGAUAAUGAAUAUUCAGUGAUACCUGAACUGGACCAAUCAAAUUACACCGAAUUAAUCCAUUCAGAGGUCCCCGAACCAAGUACUUACGAGACUACAACAUUCCAGCCCAAACGAGGACUAGAGUCUAGCCCCGAGCACGGCUGGAAUCCAAACUGGCAAAGAACCAAUGAGAACGAUGAUAACGAUGACUGUAGCCAGUCAGCAUUAAGCAUGGCUGACGCGCAGAGCGUGCAUAGCCAGUCUGCGUCAAGCACGGCGGACGCACAGAGUAUCCACAGCACUCAUAGCUUGGGGAGCGAGACAUCCCCGGAUCAGAUGGACGGUGGCGGCGAUCAUCCAGUUGGGUCGCAUAUCACAUCACUCAUCGGGAAGCUCAACCAGACCGAGAUCGUCGGGGCACGCCCCGUCCCGACGUCACUACCCCUCGGAACCAUCGGCAGCUCUGGACCGUACCGCGGAUAUUCCCGCAACCCCGGGCAAACUCUUGUGGGUAGCCCUUCGCAGCCGACGGCAUCGAGGGCUGAGAAGCCGAAGGCAGCAUUUAAGAUGCGGUCUGGAGAGCCGAUCUUGGGCGGCGGAGGUGAGCUUCAGUAUGAUGAAGAUGGGAAGGAAUAUACUGAGUGGACAGAGAAUGAGAUUUACCAAGGUAGAUAUUGAUUAUCAAUGCAUCAUGUUCAACGAAAAACUAAUAAAACAAUUCUUGCACGUGUUGCUUGUGUCUUGUUGGCAUGUACUAACACUUUGUUCCAAACUGACUACAAUCCAACCAUAUCUUCAUCCCUCUUUCGCCAUAUCAAAUUCUCAGAUCAUGAUUUUAUCGUAACUUUGAAAAUCUGCUAGGUAUUCAGUCUCGUCAUGCAUUUCUGCUCUCGACUCACAUUCCAUCUUAAAUAUACUUCUGAAUUUCUCUCAAAUUCCAUCCAAUUUUUUUCCAUUAAAUUCUUAUCAAUUUCUAUCAAUCUUGCAUUCAAAUUUUGAUCAAUUUUCUAUCCAUCUUGCAUUCUUGCUUCCCCUCAUCAAACAUUUAUUCCAAAUUCACGAAUCUUGCUUUUUGUAGCAUAAACUUGGUGCCGCCAACCAAUUUAUUGCAUUGUCUUUCACUCACUGUGCAUUUUGUGACUGGCCUGUUUACACUAACUUUUAAUCUCGCCAUCUUCUAGUGUCUGUUUGUUGACUCUUUCACACUUGCAUGGCAAAUACAAAAACUGAUGGGUAAAAGAAAGCUUGCAAUAUUCACUCAAAUUUGAUGUGGAAGAAUAUGCUUGUAUUUUAAAUAGAAAUGUAAGUGAGGAAAAAAUAGAUAAAAUAAGAAAAAAUUGAUGGAAAGAGAGAAAAAACAUUAUUUUAAUGCAUUGACUGAAACUGAAAUUGAAAGAAAAAAAAUAGGAUUAAAUUCCUUCAGUGGAAAACUCUCAAUUAUAGAAGCUUUCGAUUCGAGUGGGAAAAUGAGGAUUAUAGUUUUGUCUGUAGAGAAAAUUUCAAUUAUCAUAACCCAUUUUUUAAAUGUUAGAUACCGCACUUAAAAGAAAAAAGAAAAGUUAUGAUAGAUGUAGUUUCAGUAGAGCAUAUCUUAAGAAAAUUAUAUAUUCCAUACUGAAUAUAAGCAAUACAACAAACAAAUCCAUAUAUGUAACAAUAAUUUCUAAUAAAAUCUAAUGCCAAUUAUCUUUGUCUUGGUAUUCCAAAGGGAUGUUUUAUAUCGGUCUUCAAUUUUCAAACUACCGCACCAAACUUUGUGAUUUGGUUAAAUGUCAACUUACACAUGCCACAUGUGGAGCUUUG